Molecule: messenger RNA, 1241 nt
Organism: Nanorana parkeri
Lineage: Eukaryota; Metazoa; Chordata; Amphibia; Anura; Dicroglossidae
Gene: ADCYAP1R1
Product: ADCYAP receptor type I
Exons: 11
Coding region: 1-1185 (394 amino acids)
Biological process (GO): adenylate cyclase-modulating G protein-coupled receptor signaling pathway; cell surface receptor signaling pathway
Cellular component (GO): neuron projection; plasma membrane
Molecular function (GO): G protein-coupled peptide receptor activity; peptide hormone binding; vasoactive intestinal polypeptide receptor activity
Source: RefSeq, a predicted model, not a curated record
AUGGACUUCGAUGACGGGCAGUCCCAUAUGGAAGGAGUUAUCAGCAGAAACUGCACAGAAAAUGGCUGGUCAGAGCCCUUCCCUCAUUACUCCGAUGCGUGCGGCUAUGAUGUUAAUGAGACCGAACCCGACCAGGACACCUACUUCCUGUCCGUGAAAGCGCUGUACACCGUUGGAUACAGCACAUCCCUUGUGGCACUCACCACUGCCAUGGUUAUCCUGUGCCGCUUUAGGAAGCUUCAUUGUACGCGCAACUUCAUCCACAUGAAUCUUUUUGUCUCGUUCAUCCUCCGAGCCGUAUCGGUCUUCAUCAAAGAUGAAGUUCUCUACGCCGAACAAGACAGCAACCACUGCCAUGUUUCCACAGUGGAAUGUAAAGCCCUCAUGGUGUUCUUCCAUUAUUGCGUCAUGUCCAACUAUUUCUGGCUCUUCAUUGAAGGACUCUACCUCUUCACUCUGCUGGUGGAGACGUUUUUCCCAGAAAGGCGAUAUUUCUACUGGUACACAAUCAUAGGGUGGGGAACCCCACUCAUAUGUGUCACUAUAUGGGCUGUUCUGCGACUCCACUUCGAUGACAUAACACACUGCCUUUCCUGGGGAGCCAACACUCACCUCACUCUACUGUAUAUACAUAGACACACACAGGUCCACAUUACAAUCAACUUUGUGCUGUUUGUUGGCAUAAUUAUCAUUCUGGUGCAGAAGCUGCAGUCUCCAGACAUAGGCGGCAAUGAGUCCAGUAUAUACCUCUGCUUCCAGGCAUGCUUCUGUAAGAGGGCUAACCAGUACUCUGUCAAGAUGUCUGAGCUUUCCAUCAUCACUGUGAGGUUGGCUCGGUCUACAUUACUACUGAUCCCCCUUUUCGGAAUACACUACACCGUUUUUGCCUUUUCACCGGAGAAUGUCAGCAAGAGGGAAAGGCUGGUCUUUGAGUUGGGUCUGGGCUCAUUUCAGGGUUUUGUUGUGGCAAUCCUCUACUGUUUCCUGAACGGCGAGGUGCAAUCAGAGAUAAAGAGAAAAUGGAGGAGUUGGAAAGUCAACCGGUACUUUGCUGUGGAUUUCAAGCACCGUCACCCCUCCCUGGCGAGCAGCGGAGUCAAUGGGGGGACACAACUGUCCAUUCUGAGCAAGAGCAGCUCCCAGAUCCGAAUGUCCAGCAUAAAUGCGGAGAACCUGGUGACAUGAGUCCCCCCACUGCCUGAGAACAGACAAAACGUCACAUUCUUUUUCUUUUUUUUUUU